Messenger RNA from Mangifera indica (mango), 1621 nucleotides. RefSeq names its product histone-lysine N-methyltransferase ASHR2-like. The transcript has 2 exons. Gene Ontology annotation, molecular function: protein binding. The coding region runs from base 136 to 1293 and encodes 385 amino acids. The record is from RefSeq and is a predicted model, not a curated record. Lineage: Eukaryota; Viridiplantae; Streptophyta; Magnoliopsida; Sapindales; Anacardiaceae.
UACCAAAUAAAAUGAAACGAUGUUUAGUCGUACACGUGGCAUUCUGAAAUCUCACUAUUAUUUCCUAUCGUCCUAAUAAUAAACUAGCAGAAGGACAAAAACCCUAAUCACAUUCGGUGGCGGUUGAGUUCAAAAAUGGCGGCGGAAGGCUUUCUCAGUGUGGCGGAGAUCGACGGCAGAGGUAGGGGUUUAGUAUCCACUCAACCAUUAAAAGCCGGCCAAACUGUUCUUAGAGACUCUCCCAUUCUCCUCUACUCUGCUUUUCCUUUUCAAAACCCUUCUUCAUACUGCAACCAUUGCUUCAGAACUUUACAGUCUUCUUCAAUCAAUUGCUCUUCGUGUUCAGCCCUCUUCUGCUCCGCCGCGUGUCUUUCUUCCGCCACGUCAUCCUCGCACUCGCCUUAUGUCUGCCAAUCUCUUACUCGUCUCAGUAACUCUCCUCACUUCUUCCUCAACCACCCGCUCGAACGCCAGCUCCAAUCGCGAUUUCUAAUCGCCGCGUACAAUUUAUCCCUCGUUUCUCCUUCAAAGUUCCAAAUUUUACUUUCUUUUCAAGGAAUCCCCUCUGCUAAUGACUCCUCAGCCGCCGAAUUUCUCCACUCUCUUAUCUCUUCUCUUUGCCCUCCUCCUCCUGAUUCGGCCCCCUUUUCUCUCGAACUCACUGCAAUUUUGCUUGCCAAGGACCGGCUCAAUGCCUUCGGCUUAAUGGAGCCCUUCAAUGACGGUCAGAGAUCGGUUCGCGCUUAUGGGCUUUACCCGAUGGCCUCAUUGUUUAAUCAUGAUUGCCUUCCGAAUGCUUGUAGAUUUGAUUAUGUGGACGCGGCGGUGGAGAAUGAGAAUAACACUGACAUUAUUGUUAGGAUGAUCCAUGAUGUGCCUCAAGGGAGGGAGAUUUGCUUGAGUUACUUUCCUGUUAAUUUAGAUUAUGCCGCUAGACAGAAGCGAUUACUAGAAGACUAUGGCUUUGCUUGUGAUUGUGACCGUUGCAAAGUCGAAGCCAAUUGGUCUGACAAUGAGAAUGAGACUGUGGAUGAGAAGCAAGAGGAGGAGGAGGCUAUGGAGGAGGAUGAGGAUGAAGAAAUGGCGGGUUCUGAGAAUGAAAACGAGGAGAGUGAUUUUCCUCAUGCUUAUUUCUUUAUGAGAUAUAUGUGUGAUGGACCUAAUUGCUGGGGGACAAUGGCUCCUUUGCCGCCUUCAGAUGUUUCUCCCUUGACUGUUAUGGAAUGUAAUGUCUGUGGUAAAUUUAAGAAUGAUAUUGUUGAAGGAGGAGAAAACCUUUCCAUGGAUGACUAGUGAAACUUUUGCAGCUGGUUUAGAAUGGCAGAGAGGAAAAAUCCGUCUUCAUCUUCAUGUUCAUUGCAAUCAAUGUAGCAGCCCUGCAUUUUUUUUCUUGGUGUUGAUUGCAAUGCAGCAGUCUUGCAUUUUUCCUUUGACAGGAGUUCUUGGCGUAUUUAAUUUGCUCCUUUGUGUGGUGAUUGUUGAGGGAUUUUGACCAAGUUUAUUUCAACAAAAGGCCUCGUCCUGACCCAGCAUGAAUUGAAAUCAGAUUUACUUGCUGCAGAUGUGGGUCAUGGAAAGCGAAGAAAAAUAAAACAUGGACUAUUAUUUGCCUUGGCAUUCA